Nycticebus coucang (slow loris) is the source of this 2058-nucleotide messenger RNA. RefSeq names its product transmembrane protein 50B (gene TMEM50B). The record is from RefSeq and is a predicted model, not a curated record. The transcript is spliced from 7 exons. NCBI's taxonomy places the organism in Eukaryota, Metazoa, Chordata, Mammalia, Primates, Lorisidae. The coding region runs from base 189 to 665 and encodes 158 amino acids. Gene Ontology annotation, biological process: late endosome to vacuole transport via multivesicular body sorting pathway; protein targeting to vacuole.
GCCUCACCGGCGCCCUAGCCUAGCGCCCGGCGUCUUCUGCCGGCAGCUGGGACUGAGGUGGAGCUUGAGGACCUCGCCUUGCGGUGGCGCAGCCACCUCCUCCCCACGCGCGCGCCUCGAGUCGGCGUGGGCGUCGGAGGAAGCAGGGAUACAGUACUUAAUGAAAAACCCAUGCUUACGGAGUAGAAAUGGCAGGCUUCCUAGACAAUUUUCGUUGGCCAGAGUGUGAAUGUAUUGACUGGAGUGAGAGAAGAAAUGCCGUGGCUUCUGUGGUAGCAGGCAUAUUGUUUUUUACAGGCUGGUGGAUUAUGAUUGAUGCAGCUGUGGUGUACCCCAAGCCAGAACAGUUGAACCAUGCCUUUCACACCUGUGGUGUAUUUUCCACCUUGGCUUUCUUCAUGAUAAAUGCUGUAUCCAAUGCUCAGGUGAGAGGUGACAGCUAUGAAAGCGGCUGUUUGGGAAGAACAGGUGCUCGAGUUUGGCUUUUUAUUGGUUUCAUGUUGAUGUUUGGGUCACUUAUUGCUUCCAUGUGGAUUCUUUUUGGUGCCUAUGUUACCCAAAAUACUGAUGUUUAUCCUGGACUAGCUGUGUUUUUUCAAAACGCACUUAUAUUUUUUAGCACUCUGAUCUACAAAUUUGGAAGAACUGAAGAGCUAUGGACCUGACAUCACUUCUUGAAUCACGCUUUCCUUUUGUUACAUUCUAUUUGUAGAUAAGUUUUUAUCUCUCAGUACUCAUUGCCAAAUGGAAUAGAUUAUAUAUGAAAUGUUUCCUUUCUUUACAUUCUUAUGCUCUGAGUUUUUAAAUAGUUUUAUGAAAUUUCUGUCUCUUAUUUUUCCUUGACUAGGUACUAUUAAUAUGUACAUAAUACAAGACUAUGUAGAUUAAAUGAUGAGUAUCCGUUUUUUAUUUCUGAGACUUAGAGCUUAAUGUUUUACCUUAGCGGGUUGUAUCAUCAUGUUUUUCUAGUGGAAACCACUCUUUCAGGCUCUCUAAUUUCUGAAGAUGUGCAGAAAAUAAUAGCUCCAUAUAUCUGGAAUAAGCACUAAGCCAUUAAAAAAAGGUAUUUCAGCAAGUUGUAAUUUAUUUUGGCCUAAAAUGAGAUUUUUUUUUUAAAGGAAAGUGUUUGUUCUUAUGUAUUAAAGAAGUGGACUUUUAUACGAAGAUUUUUAAAAUGUUGAAGGACUAGUUUGAAAGCCUCUUUUAAAAAGAAUUCCUCCAAUACAGCUUUUUUUGAGAUGGGACAAUACAUGAUCAAAUAAACUCAGUUUUUUAUGGUUAAUGCAGAAAGACUGUAAGGCAACUCAGCAGCAUGCUUCUCAUAAAAGCAUCUUAAAUUAUCCACUGGGGUUAUCUUUUGACAGCCUGCCAUUAUCUGAUGUUACACAAUACAGUAGCAAGCAAAUUUGAGACAACUGCAGUUUAAAAGCAUGAACCAUGUAACAGAAAGUGGAGCAAGUAGUUUAAAGAUAAAGUACUUCUUCCCAAAGGGAGUUAUUAUCACCUACUGAAAAAUUAGGUAUUUUAUCCACUUAGUUACUGACUGCAAGUCAUCUUUUUGCGCUAGCUCUGAAGCUUUGGGUGAACGUUCCUGUGAAAUAUAUCUCCAACUUCAAAGUUCAUACUCCAAUCAAAAACUUCUUUUGCUGAGUUUGAAAUACUGUAUUUGCACUGAAUGUAUUCCUAUGGGCCUUGCUUUCCUUUGUUAGCCCAGAUUUUGUGUUGCACUUUUUUAUCCAGAGGGAUGUGUUAUAGAGCCCUUUGUUCUAAGACAGAAAAAUAUCAUUGGUAGGGCAGUUCCUAAUGCAAGCCUUAUUUGGCACUUCUCUCUCUGAGAGGGCUCCCUGGGCACAGAAUAUGAAGCAGUUGUGGAAUGCUGUGCCUUUGUGUACAUAACCAGCUUGUUUAUUAUUAUUAUUCUUUGUUGUUUUCUUCCUUACAAUGUCAGUAAGCUCUGUCUUUCCUAUUACCACUCUCAUAAUCUGUUGCAAUAAAUACUACUUCUCACACAUUCUAAUAUUGUUAAGUUUAUUGGAGAAAAUAAACCAUAAAAAUUGA